Molecule: messenger RNA, 324 nt
Organism: Didymodactylos carnosus
Lineage: Eukaryota; Metazoa; Rotifera; Eurotatoria; Philodinida; Philodinidae
Source: the annotation of a GenBank genome assembly
AUGGAUAACAUAUUAGGUAACAGUGUAAAUUUUGAAGAUACUGUUGAUGCAACCAAUAUGGAUUGGCCAACAGAAUGGGAUUUAGCCUAUGAUUUAUGUCGAACGUUACCAGUGACAGGCUGUGAUGAAAGCUAUAUGACGAUUAAUAAUGAAAAUGAAGUAUCUAUAUUGAAUAGAACGAAAGUUACACCCACACAAUCACGAAAACGAAAUUUUUCAAAUACUGCAUCAUCUGUAACUCCUUUAAAACGUCGAAAUACAACUUUGAUAAUGCCUGGCGACACUAUAAAUGAAACAUUAUUAAAUGAAAUUGUGAGUAAAUGA